Messenger RNA from Erythranthe guttata (spotted monkey flower), 1786 nucleotides. Lineage: Eukaryota; Viridiplantae; Streptophyta; Magnoliopsida; Lamiales; Phrymaceae. The record is from RefSeq and is a predicted model, not a curated record.
CGCCCGAUUAUCCCCUCAUCUCCAGAUAUCAAUCAACACAUAUCCUUCGUUUAAGAAAAAAUGUCGAGUGAAUUUGGAGGUUCUCCGGGGCAUGGAGUCACCGGAAGAGAACCAAUGCUGGCGUUUUCAGUGGCUUCUCCGAUGAGAUCGAACAACAAGGUGGUGAAGUUCGACUUGCCAGUGGACUCGGAGCACAAGGCCAAGAAAUUCAAGCUCUUCUCAUUCGCCAAUCCGCACAUGAGGACGUUCCACCUCUCUUGGAUCUCCUUCUUCACCUGCUUCGUCUCCAUGUUCGCCGCCGCCCCGCUGGUUCCCAUCAUCCGUGACAACCUCAACCUCACCAAGUCGGACAUCGGAAACGCCGGAGUGGCCUCCGUCUCCGGCAGCAUAGUCUCCAGGCUGGUGAUGGGUGCCGUCUGCGAUCUCCUCGGCCCGCGGUACGGCUGCGCGGUUCUCAUUAUGCUGACGGCGCCGCCGGUCUUCUGCAUGUCCUUUGUCUCCUCCGCCGGCGGGUACGUGGUGGUCCGUUUCAUGAUCGGGUUCGCUCUUGCGACGUUCGUGUCUUGCCAGUACUGGAUGAGCACCAUGUUCAACGGUCAGAUUAUUGGGCUCGUCAACGGAACCGCCGCCGGUUGGGGGAACAUGGGCGGCGGCGCCACCCAACUGCUGAUGCCGGUUCUGUUCGCAAUCAUCAAAAGUGCCGGAUACACGGCGUUCACCGCCUGGAGGAUCGCCUUCUUCGUACCAGGUUGGCUCCACGUCAUCAUGGGUAUUUUGGUCUUAACACUCGGCCAAGAUUUACCCGACGGAAACCUCGGUGACCUUCAAAAGAAGGGAGAUGUUGCAACAGAUAAAUUCGGCAGGGUAUGCUGGUAUGGAUGCUGUGACAAUUACAGAACAUGGAUUUUCGUCCUCCUAUACGGCUACUCCAUGGGAGUUGAACUGACAACUGAUAACGUGAUUGCCGAAUACUUUUACGAUAGGUUUGAUCUACAGCUUCACACCGCGGGUGUGAUAGCGGCAUCCUUCGGCAUGGUGAAUCUCGUGUCCCGCUCGUUCGGCGGAUUCGCAUCGGAUUAUAUGGCUCAACAUUUCGGAAUGAGGGGAAGAUUGUGGAAUCUAUGGAUCCUCCAAACAAUGGGGGGAGUUUUCUGCAUUCUCCUCGGAAAUGCUGCGUCUCUUUCCCUCGCCAUCACUUUCAUGAUCAUCUUCUCCAUCGGAGCUCAGGCCGCCUGUGGAGCUACUUUCGGGGUCGUCCCUUUUGUUUCGCGGCGGUCUUUGGGAAUUAUCUCGGGUUUGACUGGCGCCGGAGGAAACAUCGGCUCCGGCUUAACGCAGUUAUUGUUCUUCACAAACUCUGAACACAGCACCGGAACGGGGUUGAUCUAUAUGGGGAUAUUGACAGUAGUGUGCACUAUUCCGGUGGCUUUUAUCCACUUCCCGCAGUGGGGGAGCAUGUUCCUUCCGGCUUCCAAGGGCCUCGUUGAAGAACAUUACUAUAUCAAAGAGUAUAGUAAGGAGGAGAGAGAGAAGAAUAUGCACGCCGGCAAUAUGAAGUUUGCCGAGAACUGCCGAUCUGAACGCGGGAACCGUGAGGGUUCCGCCGUGAAGCCGCCGCAUGCUUGAUUUCUAAUUGUUUUUGUUGGAGUUUUUGAAAGUUUGAUUCGGUUGGUUUUUGGCCAUUCGUAAUUAAGUAUAAAUGUAUAAAUAUAUGUGUGGAAUUCGUUUGAAAAAAAAGAAAAUCUUAAUUCGGUUGGUUUUUGGGAAUUAUUCUCAAAUUCACAAU